AUGGAUGGAUGUUCUCUCGCCGACAUUUCCGGGCACUCCGCCAUUCUAGUCCCAACAAACACUUCCCCAGAUGGACACAAGCCUUAUGACUCUGAAUUUAAGAGCCAGCGCUGCCCAGCUUAUACCCACGACCCCUCUCAAAGCAUGCCACUACUGGAGAGGCUGCAAAGCCAGGGUCUGAACACCGCAAUGGAAAUGGAAGCCGCCGGAGAAAAGUCUAGCAAAAUGCAACCCCAGACGGGGAAAAUCUGCAGAGCCCUGAGCUACAUCACGGGGGACAUGAAGGCGUUGGGAGAGUGGCUGAAAGAUAAGCCUCUGGUGUUUCAGUUUGUCGACUGGGUUCUGCGUGGCAUCUCUCAGGUGAUGUUUGUCAGCAACCCGCUGAGUGGUCUGCUCAUGUUAGCUGGAUUCCUCGUCCAGAGCCCUUGGAUCACACUGACAUGUUGCACUGGAGUCAUUGUCUCAACAUUAACAGCACUGAUCCUGUGCCAAGAGAGGUCAGCCAUUGCUGCGGGACUCUACGGCUACAAUGGCGUGCUGGUAGGAAUGCUCAUGGCUGUGUUUUCCGACAAGGGCGAAUAUUACUGGUGGCUUUUGCUUCCUGUUGCUCUCAUGUCCAUGACGUGUCCUAUUUUCACGAGUGCCUUGGCCUCCGUCUUCAGCAAAUGGGACCUGCCGGUUUUCACGCUGCCCUUCAACCUGGCUCUGAGCAUGUUCGUGGCUGCCACUGGCCCCCACAACCCCUUCUUCCCCUCGACGCUCAUUCAACCCGUGGCCUCGGUGCCCAACAUAACGUGGUGGGAGGCCGAAGCAUCUUUGAUUUUGCAGUCCGUCCCAGUGGGAGUUGGGCAGGUGUAUGGCUGCGAUAACCCUUGGACUGGAGGCAUUAUCAUGGUGGCUCUGUUCAUUUCCUCCCCACUCAUCUUCAUCCAUGCCGUGAUUGGCUCAGCACUGGGGGUGCCUGCAGCCCUGAGCCUAGCCACACCUUUCAACAAUAUUUACGCCGGCUUGUGGAAUUACAACAGUUGCCUGUCCUGCAUCGCAAUCGGGGGCAUGUUCUACGCCCUCACCUGGCAGACCUUCCUUCUUGCACUUGCUUGUGCAUCUCUCCAGAGUCUCAAGCACAGAGAGCUUAUUUCCCAUGACUUCCUCCCUGAAGAUGCCAGGGAUUGA
Molecule: messenger RNA, 1173 nt
Organism: Podarcis muralis (Common wall lizard)
Lineage: Eukaryota; Metazoa; Chordata; Lepidosauria; Squamata; Lacertidae
Source: RefSeq, a predicted model, not a curated record